Molecule: messenger RNA, 390 nt
Organism: Trichomonas vaginalis G3
Lineage: Eukaryota; Parabasalia; Trichomonadida; Trichomonadidae
Product: keratin-associated protein family
Exons: 1
Coding region: 1-390 (129 amino acids)
Source: RefSeq, a predicted model, not a curated record
AUGAAUUCAACAAAUCCAGCUGAUGUAUUCGGUUUCGGUACAUGGCAACAAAUAACCGAUCGUUUCCUCUACUGUGCUAAUAGUUCAAAACAAACCGGUGGUUCAAAGAAAAUUAAAGAAGCAAACCUUCCGCCGCAUAAGCAUACAGGAACUACAAACUUUUCUGGCGACCAUAUACACUCAUUAAGAGACCACCCAUUAUACAACUCAGACUAUGAAGCCGGUCAUGAUGUUUUAUCUCCAGCUUAUAACGAUUCAACAAAAAAGACUUUUCGACCAACUGAACCAGGAGGAAAUCAUGUCCAUACUUUCACAACAAAUCCAACAGGCUCGGGUGAAGAUUACAUGCCACCUUAUAUGACAGUUUAUGCAUGGUUUUGCGUUCAAUGA